This is a messenger RNA of Colletotrichum orchidophilum, 1296 nucleotides long. RefSeq lists its product as uncharacterized. The transcript is spliced from 2 exons. Gene Ontology annotation, molecular function: hexosyltransferase activity. NCBI's taxonomy places the organism in Eukaryota, Fungi, Ascomycota, Sordariomycetes, Glomerellales, Glomerellaceae. Gene Ontology annotation, cellular component: membrane. The coding region runs from base 1 to 1296 and encodes 431 amino acids. The record is from RefSeq and is a predicted model, not a curated record.
AUGGACUCGUCAAACCUUUCAUCAGGAUUUUCGCCUACGAAGCGCUUAUGGCCCAUUUGGCUUAUUCGGAGAGUGUGUCUCAGAGCGUUUACGCUCUUUGCCUUCUCAACUAUAAUCCUGGUUUUCCUCCUUCUGAAUCGAACACCAAAUCACCAUGCCCCUUUAAGCUCGCCGACCAUCAAGACAAUUGUUCACGGAAAAGUCGUCAAGGGCAAACCCGAGAUUCGAUACCCCCUGAAACCUUUCCCCGAAUCCGCUAUGCAAAGUGCUGUGGCCACUGACGGCUAUAACCGCAACCGACAACAACGGCCGUGGCUGGCAGCGGUCAUCUGUGCGGCGUCAGACAUGGAGCAACGUUUGCUGAUUCGAACGACCUGGAUGCGUCUCUUCGAAGACGUUCCAUUCGAUGGCCGCUUUGUGGUGUCUAAUCCGGGCCCGAGGUACACUGACAUGGUGAUCUUCGAAAACAGAACGUUUGGGGACAUCAUCGUUCUCGACCACCUCCAAGAAGACGAUGUUACGGCCAACACUAUCAAAACACUCGAAUUCUACAAAUGGCUUGUUCAAGGGGAAAAGAAAUAUGAGUUCGUCUCUAAGAUGGAUACAGAUUUAUGGCUGAAUGCAAGGGGGUUCUGGGACCAAUUCCUCGUUCCGAGGUUGACACAAAGGACUCCUUCGAAAAUCUGGAAGAGUACGGUUUCUCGAACAAUCAUCGGGGAGCUGUACUAUUCCCGUAAUAGUCAUCUAGUAUUUCCACAAGGAGGCAUUUACACGACAACGUGGGACAUGGUCGAGCUUUUGGUAUCAUUGCAAACUGAAUUUCAAGUUGUGACAGGAGAGGAUAUGGCUAUAUCUAUCUUGAUGCACAAAGGGAGUCAGACAGGGAACUUUGUCAACUUUCGUGGCUCAGAGAAGUUUGACUAUAGUGAUGGGGAUUCUAGGGGCGAUGGGACUGCCUGGGCAAGGCCGGACACACAUCCGGACUCGGCUCAACAUGCUGUUGUUGGCCCAAACCCCAUAGCAAUACAUCAGCUAAAGGACAAGCGAUUUUGGCACAAAGUAGCUGACUGCUUUGACAGUCACGGCAUUAGGUCACCCACCCCAGCACGUUAUCACAAGCCACCUUUUGCGGCUCGCUGGUUCGACUUUUGGUAUAGCCUUGGUAUUUCUGGAAAGUAUACUUCAAGGAUAAAUCUGAUACCUGAGAACUUAUGGAGUUUUCAGAACGGACGCUGGAUAUGUGAUGGCAUCUGGAACUUGGGCGAGACCAGAACGGGAUUCUCAGAUGUGCUUUGA